Messenger RNA from Dimorphilus gyrociliatus, 478 nucleotides. Lineage: Eukaryota; Metazoa; Annelida; Polychaeta; Dinophilidae. The record is from the annotation of a GenBank genome assembly.
AAUGGUCCUGGCAAUUUGUGUAAUGACUGUUAUUGUAAUAAUCGAGGGAAAUGUGUUUAAUAUCCUGCUACAAGGCAUUGUCGGUGUCACGAAGGCUUCUUUGGGGAACAUUGUAACCAUUUGUCUUGAUAUUGAGAAUGAACGUCCCAGACAAGCCCCUGGUAAAAAAGCUGUUAAAGGUCCCAGAAAUCCUGCUGCAAAAGGUAUUAAAGGUCACAGAAAUCCUGCUGUAAAAGGUUACACAGAUCAACCUGAUACAGUUCAUCCACAAUCUACUCCUUUUUCUAUUGGUCCUGAGGAUACUACGGGUUCUGAGGGCAUUCCUGGUCCUAAAUCCCAAAGCUAUAGUGAACCUAAUUUCUUGUGUAAGAAAGUUAUCAAUUGCAAAAAUGGAGGUACAUGUUCAAGUAUUGGAUACUCUUGGUUUUGCUCAUGUAAAAAAGAUUUCAGUGGGCAACUUUGUGAAAUAAGAAACUGA